AGUAGUAUUUGCUGACAAAUAUAUAUAGUAUGAAGUAUCCAAUAAUUAUCAUAAUUUUAUACAUUUGUCUGAUCCGUGGCAAAGUUAGGCGGCCUCAAAAUAGACAAAAUAAUAAUGAUUACACCGAUGGCGGUGCUGUAUGUAAAUUGUUGGCACCAAACGGCAAGUUUGACGGUGUUCAACUAUACCAUCGAUGGACACGGCCGUCAAACCACAACAACAACGACAAUGUGACCAAAAUGAUGUCCACAUAUAUGAUGUACAAAUCGGGAUACGAGUGGAUGUUUAUGUUUGUCGACGCCGACGAUAAACCCGUCAUCUAUAUCGACAGCGACAGUGUCCGCGAAAUUGACAAAAAUAUGAUCAACAAGUAUUCGCUGCCAGCGGUCACCCAAAACUCCGAGCAUAUCUGUAAUGUCUACUAUCAGUCUAUAAGCAAACUAAAUGUUCAAAUUGAGUGCUGUUGUGACUACAAUUCCCUGUCCGGCGAUCCCAAUAGACCGAUGAUUACACUGGAAAGUGCCGACGAGUUUCCCGGCGAUGCCAUUGUAUUUAAUCCAAUUGGCGGCAGCGGUGACGGCGACGGCAACAAAAACCAUGUGAUAGUUGUGGACCGAAAGUCGCGUAAUAUAUCGUUUUACUAUUCAAACAGCAAUAAUAUUAAGACAACAAAACUCAUGACAUACGAUAUGUGCAAAGCGUACGGCUGUCGGAAACCGUCGUUCAUUACGGACAUUGGCGACGAUCUCUGGAAACAUAUCAAUGGUAUUGUCGACUAUGAUUUAGGUGCCAACAAAACGGGACAUAUCGUGACCUUUAAUAUCGAGUCUAAGCCCAUGUAUUGUAGUAUUCCUGCCGCUAGUGGACGUAAGCGUAGAAAUAUACCGUGUCGACUGGAAACACUACAACAAUAUGCCACCAAUUGUCCAGUAAUUUGGCCGUCAGCGUUAGGUACCACUGUAUUGCCGGUAGACAACAAUCAGUCACAACCGUACGGAUCGUUUAACAAUGACGACGACAAUCAAAAUGAUAAUGAAAAUAGUAGUACUACUAUAAUAUAUGUAUUGAUCGGUGCAAUAAUUUUGGUAAUUUUGUUGGUUAUAUUGGUGGCCAGUUUUAUCGCAAUUAGAUCCAAAUCUGGGGGCGGCGGCGGCAGAGGCGGCAAACAAGUGGAUGAAAUCAAACCGGAAAAACGGGAAGGAGUUCCCAGUAAUAUUAAACGAAAAGUCGGUAAAUUCAAUACCGAUUGGUAUCUCAAAUUGGAUACAAUAUCCGAGGAAACAAUGACCGAUAUUAAUAAGCCGUCGCCGAGAUCACCGCCAAAAAUCUUCAAUGAAUUGAAACAUAAAAAAUUAUAA
Oppia nitens is the source of this 1358-nucleotide messenger RNA. RefSeq lists its product as uncharacterized. The transcript has 4 exons. The record is from RefSeq and is a predicted model, not a curated record. Bases 30 to 1358 code for a protein of 442 amino acids. Lineage: Eukaryota; Metazoa; Arthropoda; Arachnida; Sarcoptiformes; Oppiidae.